AUGACGGAACAAGUCAAGAUCAAUCCGGAUCUACUGAUCAUACUAGUAGGGGCGGUCAUAAACAAGAGCAUCAGCGAGUACAGCGGCGACUACCCGGAAAACAAGGCCUCGAUCCCGGUGCAACGGUUUAUCAAUGAUUUGAACCAAACCACAUACCAAUACACGCAGAGUUUCCCCAAUGAAAAUAUAAAUUUCCCCCAGAUCGACAUCAAGCUACUAUCGUUCAUCAUCAAUCGGACGUUGUAUUUCAAGUUUGUCAGCGUGACGAACGAUCUGGUGGUUAUUGAAAUCAGCGACAAGUAUGACUACUACUUGAAGACCAUUGUCGCGACUUCGACACUUCGAUAUUCCAAGUAUUUGCUCAAUAGCGCAAAGAAGCUACACGAAGCGGAGACGUUGUUGGAACAACGGGAUGGCGCGGAGGCGCUAGUGGAGAAGUCGGAAUCCUCUGCUGAACUGGUGCCAGAAACGCGGGGCAAAGACAAAGUGGAGAAUGUGAACGACGUGGGUAAACCAACUGAGGAACGCGUCGUUGAAAACGGUGAAAAGAGAGACAAUGUGGUGGAUGAGGUAGAUGAUCAGGUAGAGGAAGAGGCGCGGGAAAAUCCAGAGAAAGAAACAGAAAACAAGAAAGAGGAAGAGGCUGAGGCCGAGGUGGAGGAAGAAACAAAGGAAAAGCCAGAGGAAGAGAAGGAGGCAGAAGAAGAAAAAGCUGAAUUUUCGAAAAAAGUGGAGGACGAGGAGGCAACUUCGGCUAUAGAAAAGGAGGAACCAUCAAUAGCCGAGAAGUUAGAAGAAUCUGAACUGGAAGAACAAGCCCACAAUGCUGACAAGCCUAUAGAAGAACCAGCGGCAGAGGAAGAAGAAAAGGAAGCACCGGUUGAACCUGUACUGGUAGCAGCGCCUGACGAAGCUCCUGAGGAAUCCGCUGAGGAAUCGCCUGAGAAACCUUCUGAGGAAUCGCCUGAGAAACCUUCUGAGGAAUCGCCUGAGAAAAGACCUGAGGAAAGACCUGAGGAAACAACUGAGGUAACGCUCGAGGUUUUGCCUAUCAAAGAAGUAGGGGAACCCCAAGUAGCAACAAAGGAAGAAAAAACCUCUUUCAAGGAAAGCAGUUCGAGUAGCGAAGAAGAAGAAGAGGAGGAAGAAGAAGAAGACGAAGAAGAAGAAGAAGAAGAAGAGGAAGAAGAAAAGGAAGCGGUUCAAGUGGCAAGUGGGAAAACAAGUGGGGAAGAACUCAAGGAAGUGGAUAGCCCCGAGGUCGAGGAUUUGGUUGCACCACCGAGACUGGAAGAGAGCAGUCGAGAUGCAAAUAAAGAAUCACACGAUAUCGACACCGAAGAGAAGGUGAAGGUGCCCGUGGAUGACAACGCCGACACUCAGGAAAUGUCAAUGGUGGAGGAAGAAUAUAAUUCCAGAGAGAAGGGCGAUGGCAAGGAGGUUGAAGAAGAACGAGAACCGGGUGAUGACAUGAAUGCCAAGGAGACAGGCGAGACAGACGAGGCCCAACCUAUUGUUGCAGGAAGGAGGAAUGCCAACCUUAGAUCUGGAGUGAAACGUUGUCAUGAGGAAAUGGAAGACCUGGAGGAGGAGGAGGAGACGAAAGACGAUAAAGACGAUAAAGAGGAGAGGGAGGAGAAGAAGGAAAAGAAACAAGAGAAAGAAAAGAAAGAAAAGAAGGCAAAAGAAGAACUGCCGGACGUAGACGAGCAAGAAGGCGAGGAGCACUCAACCAAAGCCGAGGGCUCGAAAGCUGCGAAAAAGACCCAGGGGAAAUCAAGCCACAUCCCAGAGUCCAGAAAGCGGUCUCGGUCUCAUUCUCCUGCUCCAGUGCAGCUCCAAAAGAAAUUCCAAAGCAUCGCCGUCAGCCUUCUCAAUUCAAUCCAAGAGCACAGGUUUUCGUCUCCCUUUUUGCAGGCAGUCAACGCGAAAGAUGCACCAAACUACUAUGAGUUGAUUUACCAACCCAAGGACUUGAAAAGCAUUUUCAAGGCAUUGAAAUCCAAGAGCGACCCACCGGUGUAUCUGCUGAUACUUGAACUAGAACGAGACGUGAUGUUGAUGUUUGCCAACUGCAUCAUGUACAACAGGUCCAACGAAGCUUUGGUUGAAUUGACUAGGAAGAUGAAGGAGGAAGUUGAGGGCAUGUUCAAGAUGUUCAAAGAGGCCGAAUUGCAACUUAAGUAG
Lodderomyces beijingensis is the source of this 2187-nucleotide messenger RNA. The record is from the annotation of a GenBank genome assembly. NCBI's taxonomy places the organism in Eukaryota, Fungi, Ascomycota, Pichiomycetes, Serinales, Debaryomycetaceae.